Amphiprion ocellaris (clown anemonefish) is the source of this 8234-nucleotide messenger RNA. It is a transcript of the gene nr3c2, whose product is annotated as nuclear receptor subfamily 3, group C, member 2. Gene Ontology annotation, biological process: regulation of DNA-templated transcription. Gene Ontology annotation, molecular function: sequence-specific DNA binding; zinc ion binding; DNA-binding transcription factor activity. The record is from RefSeq and is a predicted model, not a curated record. Lineage: Eukaryota; Metazoa; Chordata; Actinopteri; Pomacentridae. Bases 473 to 3457 code for a protein of 994 amino acids. The transcript has 9 exons.
UGCACUCGUUGCAGUAGGAGGGUCCAUGUGCACAGAAUGACGUCGCUCUGACUGCAAGUCCGACCGACUCCUUCGUUUGUUUUUAUUACUCUUUUUUAAAUAUUAUUAUUAUCGGCGGGCCCCCCCAGAUUUGCUAAUCUGCAAAAUUACGGCCAUAAUGUGAGAUUAUCCGCGGCUGUCGUCCGACCCGUCGCUGUCGUUCGUCCUGUCAGGAGCGGCGGCUUCGCUGUGGAGGAUUACUAGUGAUAAUACGCAGCAGACUUCUCCUCCAGUGCGUCUAGCUGUCAAACUGACAACUAUGUGCGGGGAAGAGUAGACGGGACACAUUUGUUGAUAUUCAUCGACUUUGCUUCUUUUUUUUCUUUCUUUUUUUUGCGCGUCUUUUUUUGGUACCUCUGGAUUAUCGCUGCCCAGCAACACAGCCACCUGACAACUCUGAAUGUCGUAAUUAAGGUGAAUCAAUGCGCCAGCAAUGGAGACCAAAAGAUACCAAAGUUUCUUUGAUGGAAAUGACACAGAGAACAGAUGGUCUCAGGUCCCCAGCACCAUGGAGUACUGCUGCAGUACAGAGGAUUCGAGUCUGACUAACAGUGAUAUCCUGAUGGAUAUAGUCAAUGUCAGCUGCCCUGCUGGAAGCCCGGCCACCGACUGCAAAGACAACAAUACAAAGAAGCAGGAGCAGCCCACACUUCGGCUCAGCCAGAACCAGGCAUUUGUUCUCCCACACUUCAGCAACACUCUCCAUGGUCAUAAGCAGGAAAUGGACUCCAAGGAGCUUUCCAAGACUGUGGCUGAGUCUAUGGGUCUGUACAUGAAUGCUGCCAGGGAGGCAGACUUUGCUUUUAGCCAGCAUGGAGGCAGCACCAGCCCCGGGAAGCUGUAUCCAGUAUGUGGACGGCCUCUGGAGGAGAACCAGUGUGGCGCCACAAAGAGCCCCAAGUUAAAGCCAUUUGGUUUCCAGCAGCCGAGCACCACUCCCAGAGAAUGCACCGCCGGGACUCCAGUUAGCUCAGCAUCCAUGCUGGCCUCCUCUCUGUCCUGCAGUCCCCAGACCUCCAGCUCCAUUUCCAGCCCCGGAGGCAGCAACAAUAUGGUGUCGUCUACCACCAGUCCUCCCACGUGCUUUGGACCACUUUGCUCGUCCGUCAGUAGUCCUGUCAGCCAGACUUCAUGUGCUGCAACUCUAGCCAACAUCAAGCGCAGGAAUUCAGUCACAUGUAGCCCUGUGGAGUCCAGCACAGUGGGCUCACCGCCGCUCACCAGCCCACUGAAUGUCAUGAGGUCCCCCAUGUCCAGCCCUCAGAGCAUGAGUAGUGUGAGAUCGCCUCCGUCCUGCAGCACCACAUGUAACACUAGGUCGUCUGUCUCCAGCCCCACAGGUGGCAGCUGCACCGGCACCGCCAACAACUGCAACACAGUCCGGCCCUCCAUCUCCAGUCCGGCCACAGGGGGCACUAUGGCGGUCAGUAGCCCGCAGAACCCUUCCACUGGUGGGUUUCCAGUGUCUAGUCCUGCUGGUGGACUUGGUUUGGUGCAGAAUGACACCAACAGCCCAGAAGCUGCAGGGCUGACCAGAGACACAGACUUCAAGAACUUUGAGUUCCCUAAAGUAGAGAUGGUGGACGGGGAGGUGUUCAACGUUGGCUUAGACCAGAUGGGCAUGGUUAAGUACAUUAAGAACGAGCCUGGAACUGACUUCAGGAGCAUGUGCUUAGGCAGCUCCAAAUGUAAUGCGAGUAGCACACCCUUUAUCACACAGAUUAAGAGUGAGCCAAACAAAAGUGAGGGAUGUAUGAAUCAGCAGCCCUACGGUGAGCAGUCGCCAUCUCUCGGUCUCUUCCCUGCGUCUGAGACCACCUAUCUGUCCCUAAGGAAUAACAUUGAUGAAUACAGUCUUUCUGGUAUCUUAGGACCCCCUGUCUCCUCUAUGAAUGGGAACUAUGAGCCCGAUGUGUUCUCCAACAAUGUCCUGUCUAAAGGGGUUAAGCAGGAGUCCACUGAUGGCAGCUACUACCAAGAGAAUAACAGCAUGUCCACAUCCGCCAUUGUUGGAGUUAAUUCUGGUGGACACUCAUUCCAUUACCAGAUUGGAGCGCAAGGAACAAUGUCUUUCACGCGGCAUGAUGUGAGAGACCAGUCCAACCCUUUGUUGAAUCUAAUUUCACCCGUAACGGCGUUAAUGGAGUCUUGGAAAUCUCGGCCCGGCAUGUCACAAGGGUCACUGUCAGCCAGAGGUGAAGGAUACCCGGGUCAGAACUGCAUCACAGACAGCAUGUCAAGCUCGCCACUGAGGCAACCAUCCUCGACGGCCAAAGUGUGCCUGGUUUGUGGAGACGAGGCGUCGGGGUGCCACUACGGCGUCGUGACAUGUGGGAGCUGCAAAGUCUUCUUCAAAAGAGCCGUGGAAGGUCAGCACAACUACCUGUGCGCUGGGAGAAAUGACUGCAUCAUCGACAAGAUCCGUAGGAAAAACUGUCCAGCGUGCCGCGUACGGAAGUGUCUCCAGGCCGGGAUGAACCUCGGAGCACGAAAGUCCAAGAAGUUGAAGCUGAAGGGGGUUAGCGAGGACCUGCAGAGCUCUAAGGACGGCCAAACUGCCACAGGUAGCGUUGGAGGCGGCUACCUGUCCUCGGAGAAGGAGCUGAACGCCAGCGCUGCCAAUGCCCUGGUGCCCCACGGGCCCGGGGUGGUCACACCUUUUCUGCCGCCCUCCAUCUGCAGCGUGUUGGAGCUGAUCGAGCCUGAAGAGGUGUACUCCGGCUAUGACAACACACAGCCUGACACCACUGACCACCUGCUGUCCAGUCUCAACCGCCUGGCUGGAAAGCAGAUGGUACGCAUGGUGAAGUGGGCCAAAGUACUUCCAGGUUUCCGGGGCCUGCCCAUUGAGGACCAAAUCACCCUGAUCCAGUACUCGUGGAUGUGUCUGUCCUCCUUUUGCCUCAGCUGGCGCUCCUACAAACACACCAAUGGACAGAUGCUCUACUUUGCCCCUGACCUCAUCUUUAACGAGGACCGCAUGCAGCAGUCGGCCAUGUACGACCUGUGUCUGGGCAUGAGGCAGGUGAGCCAGGAGUUUGUGCGAUUGCAGCUAACCUACGACGAGUUCCUCUCCAUGAAGGUCCUUCUGCUUCUCAGCACAGUUCCCAAAGAGGGUCUGAAGAACCAGGCGGCGUUCGAGGAGAUGAGGGUUAAUUACAUUAAGGAGCUCCGGCGCUCAGUGGGAAAAGCAACCAACAACUCUGGCCAAACCUGGCAGCGCUUCUUCCAGCUCACCAAGCUGCUGGAUGCCAUGCAUGAUCUGGUGGGGAACCUGUUGGACUUCUGUUUCUACACCUUUCGUGAGUCCCAGGCCCUGAAGGUGGAGUUCCCCGAAAUGUUGGUGGAGAUCAUCAGUGACCAGAUACCAAAGGUGGAGUCGGGCCUCACUCACACAAUCUACUUCCACAAGAAGUGACUCGCUACGCAACUGGGACCGAAGCGGCAUUAAGAACUGGAAAAAGGAGGAGAAAGAAGUUCAGGGAAGAAGUGCGAGGAAGGCCUGACCUGUCGGCCUGCACCCUGUCGCCCAGCAUGCCAGCGUCCUCGUCUUGGAUUGGAAAGUUAAGUGAUGUGGUGACAGACGCAAAGCAAAACAAAAAAAAAAAAAAAGAGAAAAAAGGCGUUAUUCCCUGCAGUCACGAGCGAUUCAGAGUUGUGAAUAGUUUGAGAAGUUGAGCAAGAUGCGCUGAGAAGGACUUACGAGAAAUGUGACAAAGCAUCCCGAAGUACCCCCCAUGUCCCCCUGCCCCAAAGAUGAUAACAGUAUUUUCUAUGGAGAUAAAGCCAUACAUUUCUUAGGAUGCGCUAGAUACGUUCACUACACACAUAGAAACACGUAGAGGGAACCUGACACACACUCACUGUCCACAUGCCUUCACACAGUCGCACAGAUGCACUCCACAUGCACUAAAAUGAGAUUCCCUUACAAAUCUAGAGAAAACAUUUUCCAAAUAUUAACUCUGGCUUAUGCAGUCUUUCACAAAUAAUAGCACUAUGAAAAAUUAUGCCAAUACUUAGAUUUGCUUUGCAGUGAAGCAACAAGACUACAGGGCAAAGGACAUUAUGAAGAGGCACAGAAAUUCCAGACUGUAUGGCGAAAUGUCUAUUUGAAUAUAUUCCAAGGGCUAUACGAGCGUCGUCAUAAGCUGAAUAAUUACAUGAAAUCUAAGUAAGUCCAAGUUUGAAUCUCAAUCGGUAUCAUAACAGCCAUCAUUGACAUCUACAUAGUGAGUUUUUUGAAGUCUAAAUCCUGUAGUAAAACAAUCAAAACUAAUAUGCAAAAGUCCAAAGCUAAAGCUGUUUUGAAAUAAAAAAUGUCUCUCUUGUGUAAAGAAAGCUUGCACGUGAAGCUCCCAUGUCAUAAAGUCAUGAUUUUAGAGGCACUGUGGUGUAGAAUUAAGACAAUAUUGAUGAGAGAUUUUACCUUUGUGCAGAAAUGGUCAGGAGUGCUGCAGGAUGGAAAACAUAAUGCAUUUACGGAAACAAUUUCAGUAGAGUCCGCUGGUAAUGGAUUUGACUGAGGUGCAUCCAUAGUAAUUGCUGUCAUUUGUGCUAUCUCCAGAGCAGCUGUCCAAAUGUCUGUUUUUACUCACAAUGAAGCAAAACCAGCCCUUUGUGAACCAACACUUAUCUACUUUUCCCAGAAAUAAUAAAAAGCAUUUUAUAAAAGUGUGUUGCAAAGGUUUAGUUUUUGACAAGCCAGUCAUUUUGCAUUAAGGUGCUUCAUUUCUACAAAGCCAGGCAAAACAUAACAUGUACAGUAACUUGUAGUCGGUCCAUACAGUACACUAUAUGGACCCCAAGUUUAAACACACAUACUCUGUAAAGUUGAUAUUAUCCAAAAUGGAGCGUUACUCUGCAGUGCUUACAGCAAACAGCUAAUGUAUCAAAACCAGGCAAAUGUGUAGAGGUAUUAACAACUUCUUAAACACAUUCUAUUCAGCUGUUGUACAGAAGAUGUUUUGAGGUACAUGUUGAUGAAUGCUUGAUGAAGAACAGACUAUUGCGUUGGUAUGAUCACCUUUCCUAAUUGAGUUUUCGCUUUUUUCUUAUCUUCGGGCCAAGUACUACUAUUUUAAGUAUGGCAGGCCCAGUCAUCUGGACCAUUACUUUGGCUCACACCCCACUGGUUUCUGGGUGGUCGUGGAACACUACUAUGAUGCUACUGAAAAGCGACAGAGUCGCUGGGGAAGAAUAACUGUGUGAGUGGGGGGUGUGAUUAUUAUUAAUUUUUUGUGCCCUGUAAGUGUGUAUUUACGUGUGUGUAUGGAGUGAGUAUGGCUUAAGUUGGUGUGUGUGCUACUUUUUUUUUUCCUGGCAAGCAUGUGCAUAGAUGAUCUGCUCUUGCAGCGUGGGUAUUAUGCAUUUAUGUUAUAGGAUUAGCUAUAUCCUAUUUCCACCUAUAGAUUUGCACAAAGGAGAUACAAUGUGAAAUGAGGCAUUAGUGCAGCUAGCAGGAAUUGUCUGUUUUGAUAAGCAACUGUGAUAAUGCGGUAAAAGACUUUCUGCAUGAUCACCCAGGCUAACGUUAGACAUGACAUCAUUAGCACAGCGGGGUGGUUGUGUACUGUAUUUGUGGCCUCGGCUCUCGUAAUGACGGCGCUGUGCUACACUAUGAGGUCUCUUCUGUGGUGGUAAUUGUUGAAAGAUUUGCAUUCAAAGAGAUGGAGGUGUCAGGAUCUCAACCGUCGUUCACAACUGUACUAAAAUUAUAGUGCGGCUGAAAGGGGUCUAAAAAAGUAGGUGGAUUGUGCAUUUUCAGUUUUUGCUUAAGGAGCAUUAUUCUAUAUUGGUUGUGGGAUUUGGGUUUCAACUGUUUCUCAUCCACAAAAUUAGAUUUUCUUCUGGAAUUCUGAGACAAAAAUGUUAGUUCCCUGUAGGGGUUCACACAUUGGGUGGCUUUGAAAGACCAAACUGUUUAGCGGCUCCAUAUUCUUAAUUCGAUAUAUUAAUAUCACCCAUCACCGCAAUAAUUUUUGUACAGUACCUGAUCAGAAAGGCCUCAUUUUACAAUCCGUCUUGUUUGCCCUUACGCUAAUCUCUCACUGUUUCUUUAUUUUAUCCCUUUUUUGUCCUUUUUAAGGAAUAAAAAAAAAACUGUCUAAAGGUUCAUAGGAUGAAUGGGAAAGUAUUUUUGAGAGAAUUAUAUUUUGCUGGAAAACAAUAUUUAAGUACUUUGACUAAAAUGAUAUCCUUUUUGUAAAAUGAAAUGUUAUUGCAUGCUUUUUGAUGAGAUGUUUACAUUGUAUUUAAAAAAAAGGGAAACUUGUGCCUUUUUAUCUCACCUGAUUUACAAUUUUACAGUAUAUAUUGUAAAUAAUACAGCAAGUCCUUAUGUUGAGUAUAGUAUAAAACAUUUCUACUUUACCAUCUUGUUGGAAUAUUGGAAAAAAAAAAAUGUGUUUCCCACUCGCCAUGUUCUGUGUGUUGGAUCACAGAGAAGAAUUUACAGUAAGGGUUGGCACCAGAGAGGGCCAAAAAGAGAAAUGAAUGUAUCAUACAUUGAGAGAGACUUAUGGAACUUACUACCUGAAUGUUAGAGAGAGUACAUUUCUUAUCUUCUUAUUAAGUAAAGUUAUUUGAUUUUGCAUUUUUUUUUUGUUUUUUACUUUUUGCAUCAUUGUUCACAUGGCUCGAAGAAAAAAAAAAUCAAAGAGUAUUUCUUAUUUUGUAACAAGAUGUACUAAGUGAUGGAUCCUCGUUGCUGUUGAAAUGAUUUCUUAAUCCAUGGCGGUAUUGUUGAUGAGCACUACAAUAAAAUCAAAAAGUCACAAACUAUUGAAACUGGGAUAUGUGAAAGAAACUUCUUGACUUUUUUUAGACUGAAAAUACAAACUUUGUGCACAUACAAAAUGAAAUGGUGGAUGGACAGAGAUUGUAGUGUACCUGACAUCUGGCCAAUUUGAAAUGUGACUGUUUUACCAGUUGUUGGACAUACUGCACUAAUUGCCAAAAUAACGUCCAACUACAAAAAAAAAUCUUUUGACCCAAAUAGAAAUGUAAAACUCUUAAUAUUGCUGGUACAGGUGGGAGUAGGUUUAUGAUAAUGGUGAAUAAUGUUAUCCGUGAUGUUUUAAGGCCUUUUAAGACCCUGAAGAAAUAUAAGCACUGACUGGUGACUAAUUUUUAAAAUUUUUUUCUUGGCUAUUUGGAGGCAGUUUCACAUUUUGGGAAAUAUCUGCUUACUUGCUGAGAGCUGGAUGAGGACAUCAAUACCACUGCACUGUCUAUAGGAUAAAUAUAGUCCUGCAUGGUCUGGCUGCACCUCAGCAUCAUUCUGCUAUAGGGGAAAAACACUCUGGCUUGGGUUCAUAUUUCUUUAAACUGAUCACAAACGUAUUGGGUGGAGCUAAGCAAAGGUUGGAGCAAUGGUGGUCCAUAAAAAUAGUGGCAGGUGGAAUUGUUUUGAUGGAAUAUUUGCAUGCAGGGUGGUGAGAAUUGUCAUUAAAAUGCCUAAUUCGCUGAAAAAACUAGCAGAAAUCCUUGGCAUGGCUUGAACAUUUCGGUGUAAAAGUUGCUUGUUCAGGCUAGCUCUAAGGAGAGGAUGGGUAGCUUAGCUUAGAAUAAAGACUGGAUGACAUUCUAAGUUAGUAGUUUUCUUUUUUGGGACAGAUCAGAAAAUGGUAUUGAACUUCUCACCUAACUCUGCAAAAAGGGAAUAUUUUGCAAAGUGCCGAGGAACAAGAUUAAUGUACGUUUUAUUUAAUGGUCAUCAAUCACCACCUCCUGCAAACUAUAAAAUAAAACCUCUUCCAUACUCGAGGGAGCAACGUUAUCUUCAGAGCUGUCUGGUUCUAAAUUUACUCCUCUUUUUGGCGUGGAUGACUCAGAAUUUUCCAACUGUUUCCCAGUACACUAUUGCAUCACUGUAUGUGGAGUCACGUCAUUGCCAUUUUCUGUCACAGUAAUGAAUCGGGUGCACAGAGACUAAGCCAUAUCACCACAGCCAUGGCAGUGCAUUUCUUAUUAAUAUGUACAAAUGCUUUUUUUUCCAAUUCCAAAAAUGACUUUUUACUCAGAUGCUUUGUACAAUAUUUCUCAGCAAACUAUCCAGCAAACAAACAGUAGACAUCCCUCACCAUGAACCAAUAAAACAUCUUUGAAACCAGUUAAUACUGUAUAUCUUGAUGCAGAUAUUGCCAUACUUGUGUUUGCAAAACUAUUGCAAAAUUCUAAUAAAACCGUUAAAUUGA